This is a messenger RNA of Spirodela intermedia, 799 nucleotides long. The record is from the annotation of a GenBank genome assembly. NCBI's taxonomy places the organism in Eukaryota, Viridiplantae, Streptophyta, Magnoliopsida, Alismatales, Araceae.
AUGACGUCUUUCGCAGGUCUGUCUCGGUUUUAUAACCGGAGUGGCACAAAUAUUUGCCUGCACCAGCUUCCUUCACAGCUUUUGUCUGCCAGAGGAAUCGCGUCAAAGCUAUUUAUUGCAGGUAAUAAUAUGUAUUGGAACAUAAUAGGGGAAGAUCAAAAUUGACAAAUAAUUUAAAACAGAAGCUGGGUUUCUGGGAAAUCAGUGAAGGAUGGAUGAAGAGAGAGAGAGAGAGAGAGAGAGAGUCAUAGCCUUUUGCUGAGUUAUUUUCUGUAGGAACCAUUGAUGGCGGGGCCUCCCUCUCUAGAGUAUGUAUGAAUUUUAGUUUUCAACCCACCCUUGCAGGGCUUUCUUUCUAUACAACUGACCAGGGUUUAUCGGAGGUGUUCUCACAAUUUGGCCAAGUUCUUGAUGGUUUGCACCACUUCCCAUCCAUUUUCCUCUGUUGUAAUGUUUUCCUUGAUGCCUUAAUUUCAAUCCCGUCUUAAAUUGUGUGCCUGACAGCCAAAAUAGUCAUGGAUAGGGGCUCUGGUAGAUCGAAGGGCUUUGGCUUUGUGACAUAUGCAUCAGAAGAAGAGGCUGAGAAGGCGGUCUCUGGGAUGAAUGGAAAGGUCAGGCUUACAUCUCCCACUCCUGUGGAUGGUUCAGUAGCAGCUUCAAUGUUUGACUAAUCUGCGACUGAUGGGAGCAGGUUCUGAAUGGGCGUGUUAUAUAUGUGGAGACCUCGAAGCCCAGACAGUUCUUCCAGGGUUCGCCUCCAAUUGCAAGGGGACCACCGAAUCCAGCAGGCAACAGUUGA